AGAAUUGCCAGGCUUGUAUGUUUUUUUUUGUGCAUUCACUAUUUGCUGAUCUUGUAUCAUCUUGCUGCUCAGAGAUGUAUAAGUUAGCUAUUAUUGAUAGUUAAAUGAUUGUGUGUGUGACUCUCAAUGUAUGAAUGUGGUGUGUGAUGCAGUCAGACGUAAUCCAAAAUUCUGAAUAAACGCCCAUCUAUCUUUCUUUGUAGACUUGCCUAAUGAUAUCUCACCUCUACUCCCAUGAAUUCACCUUUGAUUCCAGUGUGAACUGUGAAAAAAAGUAAGGUAGUAAUUGCGCAAUGUAUUGAUGUACUGUGAUCCCCCUAGGACAAAAAGAGCCUCAUCUUAGAACAUCCUAUCACCUGUUCGGUUGCAACAAGGGCGAGAUGUGUGACAGAGGUGGCAUCGAACUCUUACAUUCCAAGAAGGAAAAUGGGUGAAGAUCACUGGACUGGCACCAACCACAGGAUCUCUUUUAGUGGCUGUGGGCCAAGCAUGGCCUCAGUGGGCUUAGGAACAGAUAGUGGUAUUGGUACGACAAAGCAGGAGGGGUGGGGUUGAGAUGACCAAAUUGUUACCAUGGCUUACUGUAGCAUGCCAAAAUGUUAGAUACUUUCCCCCAUACACCUUGACUUUUGGUUGGAUUGAGUACUGUACAAUAUGUAGUUAUAACAGUGGGGGGGGAUGGGGGUGGAACUCUACAGGGGCUGUAGAUGGACCCCCUUAGAUACUUCUCCAAACAUAUCAGUAAUGUUAACAGUAUUUUUACUAAAUGAAUAUAUUCUGUAUUUUCUUGUUCCCUCCCCUUACCCCUGACGACUUGCAAUGUUUCCUCUACGUCCUCAUGAUGUUCUUCUAUCGACCCUGCUUAGGAUGAGAUCAAGUCCUCUAGCGCUAAUGGACAUGAGGAGCGCAGUAGUAAGAAGAAAAAGAGGAGCCACAGUAGGAGUAGUCGGAGCCCGAGCUCUGGCAAGCGCAGAAGCAAGAGCAAAGACAGGAAGAAGAGCCGGGACCGGAAGAGGAGCAAGAGUCGGGAGAAGAAACGCAGCCGCAGUAAGGAGCGCCGCCGCAGUGGCUCCCAUAGCAGGGAGCGUGCCGGGCGCUACAGAGGACGCCGCAGCCCCUUUUUGGGGCCGAAAUUUAACGGUGGUCCAGGAGGGAAGAUUGGCCCACCACAUGCCAACAAACUAAGUCGUAGGCGCUCAAGAAGUCGUAGUCCCUUCAAGAAAGACAAGAGUCCAGUAAGGCAACCAAUUGACAACCUGACCCCAGAGGAGAGGGAUGCCCGUACUGUGUUCUGUAUGCAGCUGGCAGCCAGAAUCCGACCACGAGAUCUGGAGGACUUCUUCUCUGCUGUGGGGAAAGUGAGAGAUGUGAGGAUGAUCUCUGACAGAAACUCCAGGAGGUCAAAGGGUAUCGCCUACAUUGAGUUUCUGGAGGCGAAUUCAGUCCCGCUGGCCAUUGGCUUGACUGGACAGAGACUUCUAGGAGUGCCCAUCAUUGUCCAGGCCUCUCAGGCUGAGAAGAACAGAGCAGCAGCAAUGGCCAACAACCUUCAGAAGGGUAAUGCUGGCCCCAUGCGGCUGUACGUGGGCUCUCUGCACUUCAACAUCACAGAGGACAUGCUGCGAGGCAUCUUCGAGCCUUUCGGAAGGAUUGAGAGCAUACAGCUGAUGAUGGACAGUGAAACUGCACGAUCCAAAGGAUAUGGUUUCAUCUCAUUUGCAGAUGCAGAGUGUGCUAAGAAAGCACUGGAGCAGCUGAAUGGCUUUGAGCUGGCCGGACGGCCCAUGAAGGUUGGUAACGUGACAGAACGCACCGACUCCUCCACCGCCAGCUCCUUCCUGGACAACGACGAGCUGGAGAGGACGGGCAUCGACCUGGGCACCACCGGGCGCCUGCAGCUCAUGGCCCGGCUGGCAGAGGGUACUGGUCUUCAGAUCCCUCCAGCUGCACAGCAGGCUCUACAGAUGAGUGGUUCCAUGCACUCGUCUUCAAUCCACUUCGGCAACAUGGCAGCUGGUACAGACAUACAAGCCAGGCUGAACCCACCCCCUGAAGCUAUUGCCAACCCUGCCCUGAACCUGGGUCCAAGCAUGAACCAGGCCAUGAACCUCCCAACUCAACCACUGGCUACACACUGCCUACAGCUGUCCAACAUGUUCAGCCCACAGUCGGAAAAUGAGCCUGGUUGGGACAUCGAGAUUCAGGAUGACGUCAUGGAGGAGUGCAACAAACAUGGUGGAAUUGUCCAUAUAUACGUCGACAAAAACUCCCCUCAGGGCAACGUGUACGUAAAAUGCCCCACUAUCCCAACAGCGAUGGCUGCAGUGAAUGCCCUACAUGGACGGUGGUUUGCAGGUAAAAUGAUCACUGCAGCGUACGUACCCCUCCCAACCUACCAUAACCUUUUCCCUGAUUCAGUAACGGCCACCCAGCUACUGAUGCCUUCGCGGCGAUAAGUCUGCCAUGCAUGGAGUAGAUGUCGCAACGCCUGUGGGCUUUAACAAUGUACAUAAUGUUUGCUAAUAUGUUGGGAACUUAUUUACCAGAGUAGCAAAAUACUGCACCAGUCCACCCAAUCUUCAUUCAGAAAUACAAAAGGUUUUGAAGGAUAUUUGUUUUAUUGUUCAAUCUGACAGCCAUCAGGCUGAGCUUGAGUUCUGUAUCCGCACAUUUCUGUAGGUGCACUUGAGCAAAUUACGUUGUGCGUUUCAACCUGCAUUGCGAUAACGAGUUGUUAUACAGUGGAAAGUGGGUACUAAAUAGAUUUAAGUUGAAACUGACCACAAAAGAACCCAUUUUGGGGACAGCCCUACCUAAUUAACCUCUGAUUCUAAGUGCAGUUUGCUCUGUCCUCAUCCAAUUACCACUUAUUGUACAUUUUGUCAUUCAGUUGUGCUUUAGAAAUUGAUUUGCCCGGUAAGUUUUUCAGUUAAUGUGUUAAAUGAAAAGAACAAUGCCUACAAACACCCCAAAACAGAUCUAUUUUUUGUUGUUAACAACUUAUAGGUAUUCAUUGUGUUUGAGAUCACUGAGUUUUUAACAUUUGUAAUCAAGACUUGAUUUUGUAAAAACUCUUGAUUUAAAAUCAAAAUAAGUGAUUUGGGUGGUUCAAUGUGAUGUGCAUUUUGUCUUGUUGACAUUGGAUUGUUUCAUCUGGAAUGAAGGGGGAUGUGAAAUAUGUGUUUGUAAUAAAAUCCUAGUUUACAGCA
Messenger RNA from Salmo salar (Atlantic salmon), 3209 nucleotides. Lineage: Eukaryota; Metazoa; Chordata; Actinopteri; Salmoniformes; Salmonidae. The record is from RefSeq and is a predicted model, not a curated record.